UUCCCAGUAUUCUUAAAGUAAUUGUGAUUGUAACUGUUAUCGGCAUAAACCAGAGAGUUCAUUGCUGAAUGUUGAUAUUUUAAUGUAAAAACAUGGUGUCCUUCAGUAGUUUAUUGACUAUUCGCAAAAUAUUAGGCUCUCAUGGUAUCAACCAGCAUGUUUUUCAAGCCAUUACUAUUAAAAGUUCAUCAGUUUUCUUGAGUUCUGCAACAAAAAAUCUUCUAAAUGUUUCUAUAAAGCGGCAUUUAGCAACUGCUGCUGUUCCAGGUGCAAAGAAAGUAUUUCAGAGAGACAAGCCUCAUUGUAAUAUUGGUACAAUAGGCCAUGUUGAUCAUGGCAAAACAACCCUUACUGCUGCCAUUACUAAAGUGUUGGCAGAUAAAAAGAUGGCUAAACUAAAAAAAUAUGAAGACAUUGAUAAUGCUCCUGAGGAACGAGCUCGAGGUAUUACAAUCAAUGUUGCUCACAUUGAAUACUCAACAGAUAAGAGACAUUAUGGGCAUACUGAUUGUCCAGGUCAUGCUGACUAUAUUAAGAACAUGAUUACUGGAACUUCUCAAAUGGAUGGUGCAAUUUUGGUUGUUGCUGCUACAGAUGGUGCUAUGCCUCAGACUAGAGAGCAUUUAAUUUUAGCUAAACAAAUUGGUAUCGAUCAUAUAGUAGUUUUUAUAAAUAAAAUUGACAGUGCUGAUCAGGAAAUGAUAGAAUUAGUUGAAAUGGAACUUCGUGAUUUGUUGACUGAAAUUGGAUACAAAGGAGAAGAAGUACCUUUUGUUUAUGGUUCUGCUCUCUAUGCUCUGGAGGGAAAAGAUCCUGACAAAGGUGCAAAUGCAAUUAUGAAAUUGUUAGAAACAGUUGAUGAACACAUACCUACUCCUGUACGUGAUCUUGAUAAACCUUUCCUUUUGCCCAUUGAACAUGUUCAUUCAAUUCCAGGAAGGGGUACUGUUGUAACUGGCCGUCUAGAACGUGGUAUCAUUAAGAAGGGCACACCUUGUGAAAUUGUUGGAUACAAGAAACCGAUGAAGGCUGUGGUUACAGGUAUUGAAAUGUUUAAACAGACUCUAGAGGAAGCACAAGCAGGUGAUCAACUGGGAGCUCUAUUGAGGGGUAUCAAAAAAGAUGAAUUACGUCGAGGCAUGAUGCUGUGUCAACCUGGAACUGUUAAAGCGCAUGAUUAUGUAGAUGCUCAGGUGUACAUGAUGACCAAAGAAGAAGGUGGGCGCAAGGUACCUCUUGUUAAACACAAUAGGGCUGUUGUGUUUUCCAAGACAUGGGAUUGUGUAGCUGAAAUAGAUAUACCUGGCAAAGAAAUGGUUAUGCCAGGAGAAGAUUCUGUUUUAACUAUGAGAUUUAUUAAACCUAUGGUCAUUGAAAGUGGGCAAAGAUUUACUUUGCGAGAUGGACUCACCACUUUUGGUACAGGUGUAUUCACCAAAAUCAAUCCUGAUCUUAAUGAUCUGGAGCGUGAAAAACUGAUGAAAGGACGAAAGAAGGAAAAGAAGGCAGCAGCCGAGGCUGAACUCAAAAAAUUGUCUGGAUCAUAAAUUGUUAUACUCAUUAUCAUAUUUUAUUAUGCUAUUCAUUUGGCAGUGUAUUGUUAAAAUAAUAGCAAUUUAAAUGUCUUUCAUAAGAAGCUUUGUCAUCUUUCAAUCAAAAGCUGCUUAAGAAAUAUAUGAAAGUUAUUUUGAAUCAUCUUUAAUGAUUGUAGCAUAUUCAAUGUGUUAGGAAGAAAUAAAAAUAUUUCAAAACA
Messenger RNA from Argiope bruennichi, 1753 nucleotides. RefSeq names its product elongation factor Tu, mitochondrial-like. The transcript is spliced from 11 exons. Lineage: Eukaryota; Metazoa; Arthropoda; Arachnida; Araneae; Araneidae. Gene Ontology annotation, biological process: mitochondrial translational elongation. Gene Ontology annotation, cellular component: mitochondrion. The coding region runs from base 93 to 1547 and encodes 484 amino acids. Gene Ontology annotation, molecular function: translation elongation factor activity; GTP binding; GTPase activity. The record is from RefSeq and is a predicted model, not a curated record.